GGGGCAGGAAACGGUGGGGGAGGGCGGACUGUGAGGCUUUGGCGGUGAAACAUGAACAGGAGCCAGCGGGUAGCGAGCAGCCGAACUCUGAGCUCCGUGGAGGUGAAGAGCAAGUUUGGCGCAGAGUUCCGUCGGUUUUCUCUGGACCGGUCCAAGCCGGGCCGCUUCGAUGAGUUCUACGGCCUCCUGCAGCACGUGCAUCGCAUCCCCAACGUGGAGCUGCUGGUGGCCUACGCCGACGUACACGGCGACCUGCUGCCCAUCAACAACGAUGACAACUACCUGAGGGCGGUGAAAAGCGCCAGCCCUCUGCUCAGGCUCUUCCUGCAGAGGAAAGAGGAAGCCGAUUACUCCACGUUUGGGACAGACUCUCUGACCAGGAAGAAGAACACGGUACUUUCAGCGGUCCUUCUGCGGCCCGACCCAAACAAAAAGAAGCCUCCGGUCAUCAUCAGCCUCCCAAAAGACUUCCGGCCCGUAUCGUCCAUCAUCGACGUGGACAUCCUGCCGGAGACGCACAGGCGCGUCCGCCUGUAUAAGCAUGGCCAGGAGAAGCCACUGGGCUUCUACAUCCGGGACGGGUCCAGCGUGCGGGUCACCCCUCAGGGUCUGGAGAAGGUCCCGGGGAUUUUCAUCUCCCGCCUGGUGCCGGGCGGGCUGGCAGAGAGCACCGGCCUGCUGGCCGUUAACGACGAGGUUCUGGAGGUCAACGGCAUCGAGGUGGCGGGCAAGUCUCUGGACCAGGUGACGGACAUGAUGAUCGCCAACAGCCACAACCUCAUCAUCACCGUGAAGCCCGCCAAUCAGCGCAACAACAUCGUCCGAGGAGGCGUCGCCUCGGGGAGUUCGGGCCGCUCCUCGGACAGCGGCGCCAGCUACCACGGCUACUCUGCCCACGCCGCCGCCGCCUCCGGACCGACGCACAUCAUCCAGAACUUCCCCGUCGGGGAGCUGGAGAGCGACGAGGAUGACGAGGACCUGGUGAUCGAGGUGGGGGGGGAGGCAGAGGGCGUCGGACGCUCCGCCUCUGACCACAGCGUGCCCUCUCUGCCGCGCUACGAACCUCACCUCAACCUGCGCUCCGCCGGCAGCUCCGGCUCCGCCUUCUCCGCUAACGCCAACGGCUCGCUGCGCGGCAGCAGUGGCUCGCUAAAUAACGCCAACACCAGCUCCGCCACUCCGUCCCCCGACAGGGCGAAGGAGAGGCGGAGCCUGGAGGAGGAAGGGACUGUCAUCACACUGUAGGCCGCGCGUCCCUCACUGACCACUGGAGGGCGGCAGAGCAGCCGGUAAACAGCAGGCUGCUGCGGCGCCAUAGUGGUGAAUUGAACUUUAAUCACUGCGUCCUGAUUGGAUCUAGUUCAGGGAACUGCUUCCUGUGAGCGGCCGGGAUUCCCUGAAUCUCAGAUUAUUUCCUGAAACAUUUAGCUGCACCUCUGGAAAAGAUGAAGCUGAGUCCUUUUUCCUGCUAACAUGUCAGAACGUUGACCUGUCUCCAUGUUCUGGCCCCGUACUGCCGGGAGAUUUAGCUUCAAAUCUAAUCACAUUUUGUUUUUCUACCCUUAAAGUUCAGAAUGAAAAUGAAAAUGAUGUGGG
Molecule: messenger RNA, 1596 nt
Organism: Cyprinodon tularosa
Lineage: Eukaryota; Metazoa; Chordata; Actinopteri; Cyprinodontiformes; Cyprinodontidae
Gene: pard6b
Product: par-6 partitioning defective 6 homolog beta (C. elegans)
Exons: 3
Coding region: 52-1245 (397 amino acids)
Biological process (GO): centrosome cycle; regulation of cellular localization; establishment or maintenance of cell polarity
Cellular component (GO): cell cortex; apical plasma membrane; nucleus
Molecular function (GO): protein kinase C binding
Source: RefSeq, a predicted model, not a curated record